Molecule: messenger RNA, 3193 nt
Organism: Exophiala dermatitidis NIH/UT8656
Lineage: Eukaryota; Fungi; Ascomycota; Eurotiomycetes; Chaetothyriales; Herpotrichiellaceae
Exons: 3
Coding region: 559-2997 (812 amino acids)
Biological process (GO): DNA-templated transcription; regulation of DNA-templated transcription
Cellular component (GO): nucleus
Molecular function (GO): DNA-binding transcription factor activity, RNA polymerase II-specific; zinc ion binding; DNA binding
Source: RefSeq, a predicted model, not a curated record
CUUUCUGUCUCUUCUCCAUACUUUUAGUAAUCGCCGGUCCACACUCUGGUCGCUCAAACGGCCACCAACAACCGCUUCAAGCCGAGUCAAGAGGAAGCGAAUAGUAGUACUGUUCGUGUCCUCAGAAUGGCCCUCGAUCCAUCUCCCGCCGCGGUCACUCCAGGAUCUGUAUGUCACUCGUGGACAGACAAAUAGGCGAAACCAUGCUUCGUUGCGUGCCCACCUGCCACGCCUUGGCCGGACCAUCGGAAAGGCAGAAUAUUGGAGGGGAAAUUGUGGGUGGCAGCUGUGGGGGGAAAGUCACCAUCAAGACGUGACCAGCGAACGAGGUGGCACUGUGGAUGAAUUGAUUGCUAGCACUACUACCCGGGUACGGACUGAUCACUUUUCUCGAGCUCCCACCCCCAGAUCCCCGAGCUCGGUCUCUUCGGUGUUUCUCUACCUUCUCCUUGUCACUUCAAGUGUUCCUUAUCGUAUCGUCACCUUGCAGCGCGUCAGUCUCCACCCCAGGCGUGCUGGUGACGAAUAUUACAGUCGAGAUCUCCUGUUGCAUGUCAAAUGACCACCACGUUUAAUCCAGUCCAGACUUCUCCAACGGAGGCCUCCGAGGACAGGAAUUCGUCUGUCUCAGGCAGCGAUGCCGAAAAUGACACCCCGAACAAUGGGCCGGAUUCCGGCAAUGCCAGCAAGAAGAGGAAGCGAUCACUGAAAAUAUCCUGUGAGCUGUGCAAGGCAAGAAAGGUCAAAUGCGAUCGAGUCGAACCGGCCUGUGGCUGGUGUGCGCGCAACAACAGAGUAUGCGUCUACAAGGAGAGGCAAAAGCCCGGUCUCCGGGUAGGUUAUGGCCGCGAACUCGAAGAAAAAAUCAACCGGCUCGAGGCUCUGCUGCAGGUGAUGGGUCGUCGCCUAGAGGAGCAUAUCGUUGAGCAUGGCGAUUAUUCUCGCCAUCGACCUGGUUCGGUUCGAAUGAGCACCUCGCAACCGCCACAAUUUCCCACGUAUGCCCAGAACGAUCCCCGGCCGUCAACUGCCAGCAUCAUGUCUCAAGAUACUCCUGGCUCAGACCCGAGAUGGGGUACAGCCAAUGCUUACGAACGCAUGCAGUACUCUCGGCCCCAGGAUGCUAUGUCUAUACGUUCAGUCGUGGAUACCACGAACCAUGACGUGAUGUCCCAGAGCGACAGAGCCACUUCAACUGCCUGGUACCCAGCCUCCACCCCGGCGCCCUCAUUAAUGCCGGAUUCGGAACUUCCGCCUUAUGACCUUCUAUACACCCUCGUCGAUUUGUUCUUUAAACAUGUCAACCCCUGGUCGCCUAUUCUCGAUCGCAAAGCCACUUUCGAUGCCUUGUUUGGUUCUCAGUCCAUGGAGGAACCCGAUCGCAUACUUUUGCACGCUAUCGUGGCAACAGCACUCCGCUUCUCCAAAGACCCACGGCUGACGCCAGAGUCCAGGAGUCAGUUUCAUGAGAUAUCGCGCCAGAAGAUCAUGCUAUAUGCGCUCGAUCAUCCUUCUGUCAGAGCGCUGCAAGCUUUGGUCAUCCUUGCUGUCGAUGUUCUUGGGACAUCGAACGGUCAACAGGGCUGGAACCUGCUGGCCCUCACGGCGCGCAACAUCGUCGAGCUCGGACUGGAUGUGGAAAGAGGCGCAUAUCUUGAGUCCUCGGCAUGUCCAUCAUCGACCCUGCUUCAAGCUGCGCAGCCAAAGAACUGGAUCGAGAACGAGGAACGACGUCGGUUAUGCUGGAUGACAUUUGUGCUAGACAGAUAUGCCACGGUGGCAACGGCGGAUGCCUUCAUGCUGGACGAGAGAGAGAUGGACCGAUGCUUACCAUGUCGAUACGAUUUGUUGUCACGAAAUGAACCCGUGGAGACCAGAUGGUACCGCCGCGGUUCGCCGUCGGAAACGAUUGUGAAUAGGCCCGAGAAUUUGGGGAGCUUUUCUUACCACUGCGAGGUUCUAGGAAUUUUAAGCCGCAUCCAUCGGUUUCUCCACCAGCCUCUUGAUAUUACCCGCCUCCCGGACAUUCAAAGGUGGCGUGAAACCUACCGAGAGCUCGACGGUGAGCUCAACAGCUGGUUACACAAUCUCCCCGGAGAAUACGGCAAAAUUUCCCAAUUGUGCCAUUCCGACCCUGGCAGUCGGAUUUCCAAUUGGAUCAUGCUCCAUGCCGCCUUUGUCACGUCCGUCAUUCGCCUUCAUUCGUCCGCCGCCUAUCCCACAAUCAAGUCGCCGGUCUUUACGCCGUCAUAUCAUGCCAUCCAGAGGUGUCUCGGUGCCGUCGAGAGUCUCCGCGAGAUUGCCCAGGACGUCCUAAAUACAGGCAUGCUCGCUCUCCUCGGCCACCCUUUCGCGUUUUCCCUUUGGGUCUCUGCGAGACUGCUUCUUGUGCACGCCGCGACGAUGGAAUGCGACGUGGAUCCCAAAAUCGGCUUCUUCAUAUCCACCUUGGAGCAGAUGGGCCAGCAUUGGCAGGUUGCGCGUGACUAUGCCCGGAUAUUGAACGACGUUGUGCACGAGGGCAAGGCCGGGUCUGGACGGACAUUUACUGCUAUGAGAAGGUGUGCCUACGACCUCAAUCUUCUGACGUCCCAACGUCCUCGCUCCGUCCUCGACCCGCCUGCUACACAUAACGUCUCGCAGAGCGAGCUUGAGUAUCUCGAAGUCUUCGACUUCUUCAACUACCCACGUGUUGACGCCAUCGCCGGCCUCGGCUUCGAUCCUUCAACCAAUCCCUCUAUCGCCAUGGGUCCCGUAGUAGGUUUGCCACACCAGAAUGGUAACGGUAACGGCAACGGGAACGGAACUGGUCCUGGCCCUGGAACGCCGACUCCGACCCAGACACCCUCCCAGACCACUGCCUCGGGGCAAAGCCACCCCCAACCCCAUGGGCCUGCGCAGCCGUCGUCGCAGACUCCGUCGUAUCGAGCCACGCCGGCGUUCGUCGUGGCGAAUCCCGAGUCGGAUUGGCUGAUCUUCAAGCCGCCGUAUGAGUAGUGCAGUGCCGUUCCCUUGCAUUACUUUCUACGACUCUGCAUAUUUACACAUUAGUACCAGUGUAUGAUGUUCAUGACGUACCAUCACGGUGUACAACGUUGUAUAUCAUCUAUAGCUUCGGAACGAAAAUGGAAAUCAAAACAACAUUGUGAAUCUGGUUUUGCUUCAUAUGCUACCAGCUUCAUUUUUCUUCCAC